UGAAGGUGAAGGCUCCAGUCACCAAGAGAGUAAAUAUCUUGAGAGAGUGUGUUUGGAGGGCAUUUGGGUCUUGAGGCAUCUAUGAUGCAUCUAAAUGGGAGCAUACAAUGAACAGUAUGAACUCAUGAUAGGGAAGUGAUAUGAAUUUGGGGUUUAUCAAAGUGCAGAUGAAACUUAAUCUGUGAAAGUAGAUAAGACCGUCUAUCAGAAAUGUGUACAACAGAAAGAAUAUGGACUUGAUUUGGUGGAUUAUCAACACUGAAUUACAGAAUAAAGGAACUGGAGACAGAACCAUGAAAAUUGGAGAGUCAGAGGGAAAACCUGGAUAAAAUUUUCUCUCUCAAGCCAAAUAAGAAAUAAACUUUCAAGAAAGUAAUUGACUGGUGAUCUUGGGCACUUUCAGCUCAUAAGGUGUCCAGUGGAGGAGAACAACAAUGCACUUCCUACAGACACAAGUUAUUUGCAGACUGUGUCUUCGCCUUGCCAGGAAGCUACUAAAGUUCCUGUGGGAUCAAGUAGAAUUUCAUAGGAACAUAAUGGAUAGAGAGGGGAAAGCCUACGGUGGCUGUGAAGGCCCUGACGCCAUGUAUGUCAAAUUAAUAUCUUCUGAUGGGCAUGAAUUUAUUGUAAAAAGAGAACAUGUGUUAACAUCAGGAACAAUAAAGGCCGUGUUGAGUGGACCGGGGCAGUUUGCUGAGAAUGAAACCAAUGAGGUCAGUUUCAGAGAGAUACCUUUGCACGUGCUGUCGAAAGUAUGCAUGUAUUUUACCUACAAGGUCCGCUACACUAACAGUUCCACCAAGAUUCCUGAAUUCCCAAAUGCACCUGAAAUUGCACUGGAGCUGCUUAUGGCUGCCAACUUCCUAGAUUGUUAAAUAGAAUAAAUUAUAAUAAACUGUUCCUUUUUUCAGCAUUUAAUACCUGUAGUUCAGUUAGUCAUUUUUCCACAUAUAGCAUGUUGCCUGUAUGAAAUUGAACUUUAAAGUUAAUUGCUGAGCAGAUUCCUUCUGUCAUUUGUAUAGCAGAGUUGAAAUUUGUUUACUACAUCAACAAAUUAAGGAUGUUCACAAGCCAAGAAAUAAACAAAUAAUGCCAGUUUGUAGGUGGUUUACUUUCUCCUUUGAGUUUGACCUUUAAAAUUAUAAGUAAUAUAGCAAAUCCUGGAAUGUAAGCAUAAAUGAACAUAUUCUACAGG
This is a messenger RNA of Peromyscus maniculatus bairdii (prairie deer mouse), 1195 nucleotides long. The record is from RefSeq and is a predicted model, not a curated record. NCBI's taxonomy places the organism in Eukaryota, Metazoa, Chordata, Mammalia, Rodentia, Cricetidae.